Molecule: messenger RNA, 2463 nt
Organism: Cicer arietinum (chickpea)
Lineage: Eukaryota; Viridiplantae; Streptophyta; Magnoliopsida; Fabales; Fabaceae
Product: cation/H(+) antiporter 15-like
Biological process (GO): regulation of pH; proton transmembrane transport
Cellular component (GO): endomembrane system; membrane
Molecular function (GO): antiporter activity
Source: RefSeq, a predicted model, not a curated record
AUGCGACCCCAUGUUUCUGGAUGUUACGAAACAACUGUGUCAAAUGGCAAUGAGAUAUGGCAAAGUGAAAGUGUUCUAGUAUUUUACCUUCCUAAUUUUGCAGCUCAAGUUGCUUUCACAUUGUUCUGUAAUCGUGGUUUAUACUACCUCCUUAGACCCUUCAAUCAACCUCGCUUCGUUGUUGAGAUAUUGGUAGGUCUGAUGGUAAGUCCUGAAAUACUUGGGAGAUACAAAUUUUUCACAAAUUUGAUCCCUCUAAAGUCGGUGAUAACGAGUGAAACGAUAUCCUAUUUGGGACUUGUUUACUAUGUUUUCCUGGCUGGUUUGGACAUGAACUUGGAAACUAUCAUAAAAGCAAGAAAGAAAGCUACAAGCAUUGCUGUUGCAGGAACUAUAAUUCCAAUGGUAAUAGGGAGUGCAGUAUAUACUUUACUUCAAAGCAUGUACACUGGACCUCCUGAGUCUUUGUCACAUUACAACACUCGUAAAGCUUAUAUGUUUUGGACCUUAAUCUACUCUGUCACAGGUUUUCCUACUGUUACUCAAAUCGUUACAGACUUGAAACUCCUCUAUACAGGUCUAGGUAGAGUUGCUUUAACAGCAGCAAUGAUGACUGGCUUCUUCAAUUGGGUUAUGUUUGCAUUUUUGAUUCCUUUUGCACUCAAUGAACAAGUUGCUAUCUAUUCAGUGCUAAGUACAUUACUAUUUGUCCUUGUUUGUUUCAUCGUCAUUCGCCCUUGUCUGGUUCAGUUAAUCGUUCGGAAAACCAAUCAGAAUGAGUGGGACAAUUACCAGUUGUUCUUUGUUGUUAUGGGAGCUUAUAUUUGUGCAACUGUUACUGAUAUUCUUGGUACACACCCUGUUGUUGGAGCUUUGGUGUAUGGAAUAAUGUUACCUUCCGGUAAAUUUACUGAUUUGUUGAUAGAUAAGACAGAGAGUUUUGGAGUUGUUUAUCUUGCUCCACUUUUCUUUGCUAGUUGUGGUGUAAGACUCCAAAUAAUAGAUGUCAUACGAUCUCAAGGUUUGGUCCUUGUAGUUCUAGUUGUGUUCUUGUCAUGCAUCUCCAAGAUUUUAAGCACUGUCCUAGCAACUCAAUUCUUUGGCAUGCCUGCUCUUGAUGGUGUGGCUAUUGGAAUUCUUAUGAACACCAAAGGCAUCUUACCUCUAAUAAUGCUCAACAUUGCAUGGGACAAGCAGAUUUUGAGUGAAGAGUCUUUCUCAAUUACAUUGGUAUCUGUUAUUCUAAUGACAGUAGUAGUGCCUCUUAUCAUCAAUGCCAUAUACAAACCAAGAAAGUUAUACAAGCAAAAUAAGCUUAGGACGAUACAAAACUUAAAGGUUGAAGCUGAGCUGAGAGUUUUGGCUUGUGUCCACAACCCUUGUCACGCUACAGGAAUGAUCAACAUCCUUGAAGCUUCCAACGCCAUAAAACUCUCUCCUUUACGUGUGUUCUCUCUUCAACUAGUUGAAAUAACAGAAACCACAACAUCCCUUUUAGCAGCACACAACAACCAACAACAAAGUGGAUCACAAGCCCCCUCAAACUCAGUACAAGACUUAGAGAGCAUAACACGCAUUUUCAAAGACUAUGAAGAGCAAAAUGAAAACGCUAGUGUUGAAACACUUUCCGCAGUUUCUACCUAUUCAACCAUUCACAAAGACAUACAUAAUGUGGCACAGGAAAAGCAAACAACAUUGAUUCUCCUUCCUUUUCACAAACAAUCAAGUAUACAAGGUGUUCUAGAAACAACCAACGAAGCAUUUAAAGACAUAAACCAAAAUGUGAUGAGAGAUGCACCAUGUUCUGUUGGAAUCUUUGUUGAUCGCGGUCUUGGUUCUUUGUUCAAAGUGAAUUUACGCAUACUUAUGAUUUUCAUUGGCGGACCUGAUGAUCGCGAAGCUUUAGCAUUUGCAUGGAGGAUGUCAAAGCAUCGUGGAAUUCAAUUAACCGUUGUGAGAUUUUAUUUGUUGGGAGAGACUGCUGAAGUUGAUCCAUUACAACAAUCAGAAUCUAAAGGACUAUUAUCUACAGUGUUAGAUUGGGAAAAACAGAAGGAGUUUGAUGAUGAAUAUGUGAGUUCUUUUAGACUCAAAGCAGUGAACAAUGAAGAUUCUAUACAUUAUUCAGAAAAACAAGUUAAUUCUUGGGAAGACAUUCCUGAAGUGUUGAAUGAAUUGGACAAAAGUGGAUAUGAUUUAUACAUUCUAGGACAAGGGACAGGUAGAAAUUCUUUGGUCUUGUCAGAUUUAGUGAAAUGGACUGAUUGUCCUGAACUUGGACUUAUAGGGGACAUGGUGGCAUCAAAUAGUUUUGGUUCAUGUUCGUCACUACUUGUUGUACAACAAUAUGGUUUUGGAGGGAUGGUAUUUGAGAAUACUACUCAACAUCAUAGUCAAGUGUCUGCCAACGAUGAUGAUAAUAGUAGUAGCGACUCUGAGACAGUUUAUGUGAAGAUAGAAUAA